Molecule: messenger RNA, 1506 nt
Organism: Colletotrichum acutatum
Lineage: Eukaryota; Fungi; Ascomycota; Sordariomycetes; Glomerellales; Glomerellaceae
Product: DnaJ domain-containing protein
Exons: 2
Coding region: 69-1412 (447 amino acids)
Biological process (GO): regulation of translational fidelity; 'de novo' cotranslational protein folding
Cellular component (GO): cytosol
Molecular function (GO): Hsp70 protein binding; ribosome binding
Source: RefSeq, a predicted model, not a curated record
CGACGUCUUUGCUCUUCGAGACACACAAGCAUCGACUGCGACAAACCAACUUAUUCGCAUCUAUCAGAAUGGCUUCCGCCAUUGUUGUUCCCCACGUCCUCCCGGUCAUUCCCGAGGGAUGGUCCGCAGAGAAGGACUUUAAGACCGUCGGCAAGGUCUCUGCUGCCACUCAGCGAAGCCUCGAGCCUGUCGGCCCUCACUUCCUUGCCCACGCUCGCCGAGCCCGCCACAAGCGCACCUUCUCCGAGGAUGAUCGUAUCCAGGCUCAAGAGGCCACCAAGAAUGUCGAGAACGAAGAUGACGGCGAGAUCAGCGAGGCUGAGGACCCCAUGAUGCUUCAGCGCGACGCCAAGGAUUGGAAGAACCAAGACCACUACCAGGUUCUGGGUCUGACCAAGUAUCGCUGGAAGGCCACUGAGGAUCAGAUCAAGCGCGCCCACCGCAAGAAGGUUCUCAAGCACCACCCGGACAAGAAGGCCGCUGCUGGUAUUGUCGACGACGACAACUUCUUCAAGUGCAUCCAGAAGGCCACCGAGGUUCUUCUGGACCCCACCAAGCGUCAGCAGUACGACUCAGUCGACGAGAAGGCCGACGUCGAUCCCCCCACCAAGAAGCAACUGGCCAAGGGUGGCAGCACAUUCUACAAGCUUUGGAGCAACGUCUUCAAGGCUGAAGGUCGUUUCUCCAAAACCCAGCCGGUACCGACCUUUGGUGACGACAAGUCCUCCAAGGAGCACGUGGAAGACUUCUACAACUUCUGGUACAACUUUGACAGCUGGAGAACUUUCGAGUAUCUCGAUGAGGAUGUCCCCGACGACAACGAAAAUCGCGAUCAGAAGCGCCACACGGAACGCAAGAAUGCUAACGCCCGCAAGAAGAAGAAGGCUGAGGAUAACGCUCGUCUUCGCAAAUUGCUUGACGACUGCUCGGCCAGCGACGAGCGCAUCAAGCGCUUCAGACAAGAGGCCAAUGCUGCCAAGAACAAGAAGAAGUUUGAAAAGGAGGCCGCCGAGAAGAAGGCCCUCGAGGAGGCUCAGGCCAAGAAGGAGGCCGAGGAGAAGGCUGCAAAGGAAGCAGAAGAGAAGGCUAAGGUCGACAGAGAGCAGUCGAAGAAAGCCAAGGAGGCAGCAAAGAACGCUGUCAAGAAGAACAAGCGUGUUCUCAAAGGGUCGGUCAAGGACGCCAACUACUUUGCCUCUGGCGAGCCUUCCGCUGCUACCAUUGACUCUGUUCUCGGUGACGUCGAGCUCGUCCAGGGCAAGAUCGACCCUGACGAGAUUGCGGCUCUGGCUGGCAAGCUCAACGGCCUUAAGGUGGCUGAUGAGAUUAAGGGUGUCUGGAGCGAGGAGGUUAAGAGAUUGGUCGGCGCUGGCAAGCUCAAGGAUGGCGACGCCAAGUCUUUGACUCAGUAAAGGAGACUCAUGUUUUGAUGAGCUCCGACAUAGUUGUCUUGGUUUGGGCGUAGAACGUGACUAGACGCAAUAGAAUAGAUAAUCGGAUGUCGGU